AUGGGGAAAAUCGCAAAGUUGGAGGCUGAUUUGGUUGACGGAAGGGAAAGAGAUCGAGAAUUGGAAAGGAAAAUCGCCGAGACGAAAAGGAAGAACGACGAUCUCGAAGCACAAUUAAGCGAGCAAAAUACGGAAGUGAGAGACGGAAAAGCCAAGAUUGGGGAGCUCGAAGGGAAAAUCAACGCGUUGCAGAGCAAAAACUUUGAUCUCGAAACCCAAAUAGAUCGUACGAUGACUUUCUUGAAACGGGAUGGAUGGUCGUAUUUGGCAAAAACCGCUUCUUGGUACAAGGUUAUCGAUCAAGGAAUGACAUUUGAUGAAGCGGUGGCAUAUUGUGCGAGUCGAAAGAGCCAUUUAGUCUCCAUUCACAGUCAGGAAGAGAACGAUUUUGUUUGCGAACUCGCGAAAACUGUUGAUUCCUUGAAUUGGUUCUGGAUCGGAUUGAAGAGAAAUCCGAACAAAGGAAAUGCUUUGGAAUGGACGGAUGGAAGUGCGGUGGAUUUCACGAAUUGGAGAUCGGGAGAGCAGGAUUCGUACACCCACGCUGCGAGCAAAAACUCUGACCUCGAAACCCAAAUACAAUUUGAAAGAGAAAAUAAAACGGCCGAAAUCAUGAAGUUGCAGGCAGAUUUAAAUCGAACGAUGAAUCUCUUGGAUCCGGGUGGAUGGUCUUAUUUGGCAAAAACCGCUUCUUGGUACAAGGCUUUUGAUCAAUGGAUGACAUUUGAUGACGCCGUGGCAUAUUGUGCGAGUCGAAAGGGCCAUUUGGUCACAAUUCACAGUCAGGAAGAGCACGAUUUUAUUUGGAAACUCGCGAGAACUGUUCGGUGGCAUAGUAGUUUCUGGAUCGGACUGAAGAGAAAUCCGAACAGAGAAGAUGCUUUUGAAUGGACGGAUGGAAGCUCGGUGGAUUUCACGAAUUGGAGGGUGGAAGAGCCGGAUUCGUACACCCACGCUGCGCUUUGGAGCGGCCAUGGGAAAUGGGGAGCCUAUGCUCCUACCAAUCUGUAUCGUUUUAUCUGCAAAAUGAGCUCUCAAUUC
Molecule: messenger RNA, 1041 nt
Organism: Mesorhabditis belari
Lineage: Eukaryota; Metazoa; Nematoda; Chromadorea; Rhabditida; Rhabditidae
Source: the annotation of a GenBank genome assembly